Molecule: messenger RNA, 7736 nt
Organism: Xyrauchen texanus (razorback sucker)
Lineage: Eukaryota; Metazoa; Chordata; Actinopteri; Cypriniformes; Catostomidae
Product: microtubule-associated serine/threonine-protein kinase 1-like
Exons: 27
Coding region: 185-5197 (1670 amino acids)
Biological process (GO): intracellular signal transduction; peptidyl-serine phosphorylation
Molecular function (GO): protein serine/threonine kinase activity; magnesium ion binding; ATP binding
Source: RefSeq, a predicted model, not a curated record
CGUUCAGCGUUCGGACUGUUGCGGGAUGCCCGUGUUUAAGCCGCUCAUUCAUUCUCCCGGCGCACCAGUAUCAUCUGAAUUAAUAUGUUGGAUCCUGACACGAGUCUCCUCCGGUAACACCGUCACAUUGUGUCGUCAGCGGUUCAUUCACGGGCGGAUCCAGCAGCAUCUGUAGCAUCACAUCAUGGAUGAUUCGGGAAUAAUCCGGCGCAGACGGCUGCAGAAGGAUCUUCCUCUGCCCCGUAAGAACAGCAGUUGCCGCAGUAACAGGAAGAGUUUGAUUCUGACCUCCACCUCCCCGACUCUGCCCCGGCCACAUUCCCCAUUACCGGGACACAUCGGAAGUAGUCCCCUGGACAGCCCUCGUAAUUUCUCUCCCAGCACGCCGGCUCAUUUCUCUUUUGCUUCCACAAGACGCGAUGGGCGUCGUUGGUCACUGGCAUCUCUUCCAUCUUCUGGUUAUGGAACCAACACACCCAGUUCAACGUCUUCCAGUUCCUCACAGGAGCGAUUGCAUCAGUUGCCGUCUCAGCCGACCAUGGAUGAGCUGCACUUCUUGUCGAAACACUUCGGCAGCUCAGAAAGCAUCACCGAUGAUGACGGGGGGCGCUGUUCACCCCACAUAAGACCACGCUCACGCAGCCUCAGUCCAGGUCGAUCUCACUCGUGUUACGACAAUGAAAUCGUCAUGAUGAAUCAUGUGUACAGAGAACGAUUCCCCAAGGCCACGGCGCAGAUGGAGGGUCGGCUGUGUGAUUUCAUCCAGUCGUAUUGUCCUGAAAGUGUCCUGCCGUUAGCUGACGGGAUCCUGAGCUUCAUUCAUCAUCAGAUCAUCGAGCUGUCCAGAGACUGCCUGACCAAAUCUGGAGAAGGUCUCAUCACGUCUGUUUACUUCUAUGAGCUGCAGGAGAACCUGGAGAAACUUCUGGAUGAUGCGUGUAAGCGAUCCGAGAGUUCGGAGUUGACCUUCGUCACAGAGUUGAUGAAGAAACUGCUCAUCAUCAUCGCUCGACCUGCCCGACUUCUCGAGUGUCUGGAGUUUAAUCCUGAAGAGUUUUAUCAUCUUCUGGAGGCGGCUGAAGAUCACGCUAAAGAAGCACACCUGAUGAAGACAGACAUCCCGCGGUACAUCAUCAGUCAGCUGGGACUCACACGAGACCCUCUGGAAGAGCUGGUCAGUCGUGAACAUUACGACAGUGAGGGUCCUCUCACACCAGAGACGGAUGAUUCUGCAGAGGGUAAACUGAAACCCAUGAAGCCGCCAGAAGAGAGUGAUUUCCAGACCAUCAAGCUGAUCAGUAAUGGAGCCUACGGUGCGGUGUAUUUGGUUCGUCACGUGGAGUCUCGGCAGCGCUUCGCCAUGAAGAAAAUCAACAAACAGAACCUGAUUCUGAGGAACCAGAUCCAGCAGGCGUUUGUGGAGCGAGACAUCCUGACAUUCGCAGAGAACCCGUUUGUGGUCGGCAUGUUCUGCUCGUUUGAGACCAGACGACACCUGUGUAUGGUGCUGGAAUAUGUGGAGGGAGGCGACUGUGCGGCGUUGCUGAAAAAUAUCGGCGCGUUGCCGGUGGAGAUGGCGCGCAUGUACUUCGCCGAAACCGUCCUGGCGCUCGAGUACAUCCACAACUACGGCAUUGUGCACAGAGACCUCAAACCUGACAAUCUGUUGAUCACGUCGAUGGGUCACAUUAAACUCACUGAUUUCGGUUUGUCUAAAAUGGGUCUCAUGAGUUUGACCACAAACCUGUAUGAGGGCCACAUCGAGAAAGACACCAGAGAGUUCAUGGACAAACAGGUUUGUGGUACCCCGGAGUACAUCGCCCCUGAGGUGAUUCUGCGGCAGGGUUACGGGAAGCCGGUGGACUGGUGGGCAAUGGGCAUCAUCCUCUAUGAGUUCUUGGUGGGCUGCGUGCCGUUCUUCGGUGACACACCUGAGGAACUGUUUGGUCAGGUGAUCUCCGAUGAGAUAGUGUGGCCUGAUGAUGAUGAAGCUCUUCCUCUUGAUGCUCAGCACCUGAUCUCAUCUCUUCUGCAGACCAAUCCACUGCUCAGAGUGGGCACAGGUGGAGCGUUUGAGGUGAAACAGCACCAGUUCUUCUAUGAUCUGGACUGGAGUGGUCUGCUCCGACAGAAAGCGGAGUUCAUUCCACACUUGGAGUCUGAAGAGGACACAAGCUACUUCGACACACGAUCAGAGCGAUUUCAUCAUGUUCACUCGUACGACGAAGAUGACACAAAUGAUGACGAGCCGGUGGAGAUUCACCGUUUCUCUUCCUGUUCUCCACGAUUCAACAAGGUGUACAGCAGCAUGGAGCAUCUGUCCCAGCUGGAACACAAACCUGUGGUGACCCGCCGAGAGCCUAAAGGUCACAGACAAGAUCGAUCAAAGAGAGAGAGUCUGGGAAGCUUGACGUUGCGAGACAAGACCUGGAGAACCGGAUCUCCUGAGAUGAAGCGCUUGUCGUGCUCUGAGUCGUCGUUUACUGAAUCGGACUCCAGUCCUCCUGGUGUGCGGCGUCGUUUCUCUGCGCUCAUGGACACACACCGCUUCGCUUCUCCACUAGAGGGCGACGGUGAGAUGCACACGCGGCAGCCGCCAGUCAAAGUCAGGGGCUUGUCACUAGAGGGCGCCAGUAUUGCCGCCGCAUCCGGACACGCGGAGUCCAGUUCCACUCCAAUAGUGGGACACACUGGAGAAAAGCUUCUGCGGCCGGCGGAUACUUCCAUGGUAACAGCGCCCCUACAUGUGCCGGACUCAUUUGGACCUCGAGUCGGAACUGACGUCAUUUUACGAAGAGCACGACAUCAUCAGCUCCCGACGGACAGUGAGAAACGAACUGCCACUCGCUCUGGAGCCAAGGUCAUAAAGUCUGCCUCUGCCACGGCCCUGUCUGUUAUUAUACCUGCAGUUGAGCAGCACGGUACGUCUCCAUUGGCCAGUCCCAUGUCCCCUCGUUCCAUCUCAUCCAAUCCCUCAUCCCGUGACUCAUCUCCGAGCCGUGACUACUCGCCUACGGUUAAUGUUCUGAGAUCUCCAAUCACCAUCCAACGCUCUGGGAAGAAGUAUGGCUUCACACUGCGCGCCAUCAGAGUCUACAUGGGUGACAGCAACGUGUACAGCGUACACCACAUGGUCUGGCAUGUGGAGUGUGGUGGACCGGCCCAGGAGGCAGGUCUUUGUGCCGGUGACCUCAUCACCCAUGUGAACGGAGAAUCUGUGCACGGAUUGGUCCACACGGAGGUGGUGGAGCUCAUUCUGAAGAGUGGCAGUAAAGUAACCGUGACAACGACUCCAUUUGAGAACACGUCUAUAAAGAUUGGACCGGCCCGGAAACUCAGCUACAAAGCCAAGAUGGCCAGACGCAACAAGAAGUCAGUCGCUAUAGAUGGACCGGAAAGUAAGAAGCGAAGCUCUCUCUUUCGUAAAAUCACCAAGCAGUCAAACCUGCUUCACACCAGCCAUAGUCUGUCAUCUCUGAAUCGCUCGCUGUCGUCUGGAGACAGUCUGCCUGGAUCACCGACCCACAACCUGUCUGCACGCUCGCCUACACAGACGUACCGCUCCCCACCUGACUCCGCCCACCUCGGCAUGUCAUCUCAGAGCAGCUCUGCCGCUUCCAGCACACCAAACUCUCCCGCCACCUCACAGCACAUGCGGCCAAGCUCGCUGUAUGGUCUCUCUCCUAAACUCCACCGUCAGUAUCGAUCUGCUCGCUGCAAAUCUGCCGGGAACAUUCCUCUCUCCCCAUUGGCUCACACGCCGUCCCCCACCUCCUCUUCCCCACCUCCCAUUGCUGGACACACCUUCGGCAGCUCCAACACCACCCAAGCAUUCCCUGCUAAGCUCCACGCCUCUCCCCCAGUAACUCGCCCACGCCCCAAGAGCGCAGAACCGCCCCGUUCCCCUCUCCUCCAGCGGGUGCAGUCCACUGAGAAACUCGGCCCAUCUCCUUCACCAUCGUUCCCUUCAUCCUCGUCUUCAGUGUGCACAGACAGGAAGGGAGGGCUUUGCGUUUCCAUGCGGAAGCACGGUUUGGAAGUUGUGCAUACAGAAUACCGCCGCGACUCGUUCCACUGCGAGCACGCCCUCCAAAGUCUGUUGGAGAUCGAAGGAGAGAACACACCAGGGGCACCACCCUCUCCACCUGACCAGACACCCACUCACAUGCCCAGUAAGGACACACUGUGUCCGGCAAGGCAACUUGUGAAGCAGAGCUCAAUGGUGGGUCGAGACUCUGGGGCCAAAGAUGAAGCGAAACAACAUGGCAAAAGUGAAGCAGAGGAAAGAACCAUCUCGAAAACUGAACCAACAACAACUAAGGAUACUAAAGCAACCCAUUUGGGCGAAGCCACCCAUAAGACGAAAGUUGUAUCCAAGUCCGAGACUAGUCAAGCCUCAAGUGGAGUCAUCUCUGCAGGGAAAGAAGUUGGCAUGGAUGCAGGAAAAAGUCAAUCCCUUAGAGUGGACACAUGCACCAUGGAUUGUAACCCUAAAACCCCAGAACGGACAUCAGUUGGUCAGUGUUCUGGAGCACAGGAACUAAAACCCCAUAGUCUUCAAACAGAAAGUUCUAAAAGUCUUGAGAAAGGCAAAGAUGCUGGUAAAGGCCCUUCAAAGGAUAAAACCUCUUCAUCCCAGACAACGGCUCCAGAGACAAGCAAGUCUGAAAGAGGCACUCUAAAUCCAGAAGUGAGCGUCAACCAAGAGAGGUCUAGAUUAGGUUCAGUUGUCGCUCCUAAAGUUUCAGCACUUCAAGCGCCUCCGGUCUCAAUAUCAGAACUUGCCCAGUCCAAAUCCAGUGACGGUACAGUUCUAACCCCAUUGAGUUCAACCAGAGGAUUUCAAGUGGAGAGGUAUCGCUUGGAGGCGGUAGAGGAUACUCCAACCUCUCCUUCUCCAACCAUCCGGUCACCAUGUUCAAGCAAGUCCCGUGCGGUGUCACCUGGUGACAGGUCGAGCUUUGUGACGCAGCUUACAAGUGUGGCUAAAACUGUGCUGGGACCCAUGAAGUUGGGGUCUCAGGAUGGCGGGAAGGCCAAGGACAGCGGCUCCAAAGCCAACGAGGACAAACGAGCCGCUACGUUGGGAAAAUCCGAGGCCUCUUCCGGGAGUCGACGUGGAUUGACAGGAACUUGGCCUGGCCCUGGAUCCUCAAAGUCAGAAAAGUCAUCGAAGAGCUCUUCCAAGCAUUCGUAAUUUUAGUUCUUAAUGGGUAUUCCGGACUUGGAAUGGGGAUGCAUUCCCAAUGCUUGUCCGAAACACACUACAGCCAUCAAACCAAUGGAAACAACACGUAUUGUCAAGAAAUUGCAAGAAAAGAUCUUAUACAAAACAAGGUGCUUCAAUCUGACUGUUGUCAAACAUGUUUUGUUUGUGCAUAUAGCGUAUGAACAUGCACUCUCAUAUGUUGAUGUAGAACAAACCAGUAUGUCUCUCUAAAUGCAUGUUACAUAUAUGUGGUGAAUAGACGAGUCAAAAAAAAAAUCUGAGAUGAAAAACAAAACAAAGACCUAUUGCUAGUGAAAACUGCACAUCCAAUCAUUCCCGCCCAGUCUGUAGUGGGCGUGGCCUCUCAGUCAUCACCAUAUCAAUCAAUCAGUUUGUCAAAUGUAGAAAUGAGAGGUAGCGAAAGUGUUUACCUAAUGACCGACACAGUAGAUCUGCACGAUCUCAUUCCAGUACCUCAACUAUACUGUUAAACUGCCGACAGUAGCACUAACCUCAUACAAGAUGCAACAGACCUAGAGAUAACACAAAGGGUAACCAGAGGUUUGGGAGUGUCUUAAACGUUUUACUCAAAAUAGGAAAUGAGUGUUGCACAUUGACAGAGUCGUGUUGAAGUGUUCAUUACUGCUGUCUUAAUUACAUUUGCACUGAAAAGACCCCAAAACAAUUCCUGGAUAAAAGGAAGACAGAUUUAUAGAGUUAUAAUUAGCCUCUCUGAGACCGUCCAGGGUAAAACCUCAACGGCAGCAUUGUCAUUUAUUGAGAUUGAGAUUAUUAGGUAAACUCUGUAAAGAAAUGGGUCAAUGUGACGUCUUCAAGUUGAGAGAAUACUAUGGCUAUGUUCAGAAUUGAAUACUAGCAUACAUGCUACUUACUGCAGACUGUGCAGUACAUUCGGUUUACUGCGUACUAUUUAAAAAUAGUAUGCAAAACAGUAUGCAGUAUUCAAUUAUUCACAUUUUACACAGUAGUAUGCAACAGUACAUUGUUGCCAAAGGCCAAUACUGUUCAGUUCAGUCAGUAGCGUCAAAUUAGCAUUUCAGAAAAGCUAUUUAGCAAUUUAAUCCAACUUUAUGUAAAUAUGUUUUAACUUUUGGCAGUUCGAUAAACGUAUUUAAUGCAUUCAGAAAAUUAGAAUACAAUGCAAAGUAUACUAUAAUACAGGAAGAAGUAAGGAGACGUUCACACCGAACAGAUUUCUACAUUUGUUGCAUUGGGUCUAUGUUGUUUUUUAGCGUUUUGCGCAGGAGCAUCGGCAUUUGUUAGAUGCGGUGUCAGGUUAUAAAUAACUUGGAAAUGCGUCUUGUGUUCUGUUAUAAUAAUUGCACUGCAUCAAGGUUUUUUCAGGGCGAAAACAUGUUCUGUCUAAAGGACCCCUAAGAGUAGCAUGAUGGUAUGCUCUUUUGAACAUAGCCUAUAGGCCAGUUAAUGCACUGUGUAUAGACUUGAAUAUUUUAUCAAUCUGAUGAAGCCUAAAAUGUUCUAAAGUAAAUAUGCAGAAGAGUUUGUGAAGUGGUACAUAGUGUGUAGAUGUGUUUAAAUUCAUUCAGGGCUUUUAAUUCACUUUUACUACAUAUUGAUCUUUAUGUCCUACUUUUAUAUACAUUUAUAACGUAAUGAGUUAACCCGUUAAUGUCUUGUGGUUUGCGAGAGAUAGCUUCAGAAUACAUGCAUAGAAAUAUAUGUUUACACGUAGUCAUUCACAUUUGUGUGACUUUCUGUGUAUCGAAUCUAGUGAUGUUUUAGGAGUUUUUGGUGCCAUGCAGAUGCAUCGAUUAUCUUCCAAAUCAGUUGAUUCAUGAAUGACUUUUUUGCCAUUAAAGGACUUUACUAUUUACCCAAAAAUUAAUUGGUAGAGAGACACACAGCAUGGCAUUUCCCUGGACCUCCAUGUAAAUACCAUGGUACAUGGAUUUGGUAAUCAUUCAGUACCAUGGUACAUAAAAGUAGCAUGGUAUUGCCACCUGAUACAGUCAUUGUACUGUGAUAACACCACAGGACUGUUAUGUAAGGGCAAUGCCAUCUCAGAAAUGUUGCUAAUAUUUGGGUAGUGUGUAUACACCUUUGUUUUCAGGUUGAGUCGGCUGCAAAAUGUGUGUUUAGCAGUGCGUAUGUUUCAGAUAGUUUAAGUCAGUUGUUCGUCCGUGUGUUUUUAGAUUGUGUAGGCAUAGUGUUUCUCUGAAAACACAUUUACUUGUGCAAUGAGUUCAAGCAAUCUUACAGAAUGCACUUUAUUGAUUUAUCUCAGUAUAUUGAUUUAUUUGAUAUAGUUUUUGAAUGAUUUUUGCCCUGUUUGUUCUUUAAAAUGGGAAGUAGUAUGUCGCUCUUCAAAACGGUUACGCUGCUCUGCAUAAAUCUUCCUCACACGGUUUUCCCUAUGAAGUUUUUGUACAUUAACGUCUUAUGUCAUUGUUUAUUUACAGUUUUGUAUGAUUUCUCACCUCAGGCAAUGUUAUGAACCAAUGCAAUUUAAAAAAUGAAAUAAAGUGCAGUACAAUAAAAGGCUACA